GGAGCAGUGACACGGAUUGAAUGGGAAAGUCUUCAUUGCCAGCAGAGCAAACACCUUCUGGGGGGUUUGUGCCAGCUCUGCCGCUCAGUCUUCCCCAGUCUCCGCUUCCUGGCCAGACUGGGCUCCGUCAUGUUUUUUCUUCAGUCCCAUCUGUCCUAUUUUUUUCCUUCUUUUCCACGGUUUCUCUGCUAUUGAUGAUCGGGUGGCUCUGCCAUCGCAGCUCGCGCUGUCUGGAAGCAGCUGGUGCUGGCGGUGACCCCAGGGUUGAAUGCUGCCGGUCAGACCCUUCUCGGAAUUGCUGGGGCACGAGACAGGAAUUUUUGGAUGCAGCGCCGAGGGUUACACCCCAUCUCCUCCCCAGACUGCUGCUUUCCCAUUCCAGGAGCCAAGCUUGUUCAUCCCUGGGACUGGGGGCAGCUUCCUUCGGCUGGCCCGGAGGGUGUGAGGGAAGCUCUGGGUACGUGGUUGCUCUGCAGUGCCACCCCUCUUCAUUUUUUUUUUUUUUUUUCACAGCAGAAGCAGGCAGCAGUGGGCAAAACUCUGCAGGGAAUGUAGAAAUUUGGAGGAAAAGGGUCUGAGCAUCAGGGCAGGGGGUGGCGAGUGAGAAACCACGUGUGUAGUGUCAGGGUUAGAAAUCGCUGCUCCGCUGGGCACGCCGGAGGAGACGGGAAAAGACGCAGAGAAAAUCAGUUGCCGCCGCGUUUUCCAAAAUCCCGAGCGAGCGUUCCUGCUCGCCGUCGCUUCCAAGAAACGGAGAGAACCGAGGAGGAAAAUUGCUGUGAUUCAUCGCGGGCAGAUCGGAGGCAGGAAAUGGGAGUUUGCUGCCUGCCCCGUGCCCGCCGUGGGCUCCGUGGGCUCGGGCUCGCCGGGGCCUGGCUGCCGGCGAGGGCCUGAUACCCACGGGUCGAGCAUCCCCGCGCCACGGCCGGAGCUGCCGGAGAAGCCGCCGGCGAAGGAAAAACCAUCGGCGGGGGCCGAGAGCCGGAGCAGCGGGAAUUUUUCACCUGCGCUUCUCUGGAGCCAUCCAAGCGGGAGCUGCCCGGACAGAGACCGGGGGCCGGACCCAGGCUCCCCGUGCUUCCUCCAGCACCAUCACCCUGGAGGGCUCCGGAUAACUCAGAUGUGGCAUUGGGGUUCUUAACCCCAUCCUGAUCCAGCCUUCACACCCAAACUUGCUGCCAUGAAGAAGAAGCCGGGCAAUGGGCGGGGGCCAGACCCUGCAGCCCCCCAGCAGCGAGCCCGGUCUGUCACCAAGCCAGCAGAGUACGUGGGAUCCUUCAUGGUGGAGGAGCUGGACCUGCAGCAGCGAGCAGGGCAGCUGGAGGAGCAGCUGCGGGCACUGAAGGACUGUCCCAGGAGGAGGUCGGUGCUGCUGAGGUUCAGCUUGCAGGGGCUGAAGGUCCUUGGUGCUGAUGGGGAGACGCUGCUGAUGGCACACGCGCUGCGCCGGAUCCUGUACAGCACCUGCAGCCUCCCCGACCGCCAGUUCGCCUUCGUGGCCCGCAACCCCCAGAGCCCCCCCAGCAGCCUCUUCUGCCACCUCUUCGUGGGGCUCCCGGGAGAGGUCCAGACCCUGCACCUCCUGCUCUGCCGCUCCUUCCAGCUCUCUUACCUCCUGGCACACCCCGAGGAGCAGGCGGGGGAGGGGGAUCUCCCGGGGCCGGGGGUGCUGCGGGAGCCCCUCAACCCCGAGGAGGUGUCACAAAACGUCAACGCCCUCGUGUCCUUCCGGCGCCUGCCCGCGACCAGCGUCCUCGGCCCGCUGGGCACUGGGUGUUUUGCACGGCUUUUUUUUUUGGUGUCGCGCCCUUUGGAAGGCAUUUUUCUGUGUGAUAUUUCGCCUGACAUUCCCCACGGCCAGAGCCCCCGGGCCACACUCACAGCCAGUCCAUCCUCAGGACCGGCGGCCGGAGGCAGAGGGCAGAGCCUGGCGCCCGGGGAAUCCCUACUGCUCGCCGGUGCUGGUGCGCAAGAAGGCCAUUCGGAGCAAAGUGCUGCGCUCGGGAGCCUACCGGGACUGCGGGGCCGAGGGACAGCUCCACCAGCAGCCCCGCGACGCCGCGGCCGCGGGAGGGGAAAGCAAAGGGGCGAGGAGCUUGGCCUUCCUUCCCGAAAACGAGGGCGUCCUCGCCGAGAGCGUGUGGGCCUUCGCCGGCAUCGCCAGGGCCGCCGGGGUCGCGCUGCUGCGGCGGGACGUACCCGGCGCCUUCCUGCUGCGCCCCGAGCCCGGGCUGCCCAAGCGCUGGUGCCUGUGGGUGCGGGCGCCCUGCGGCGUCGUGUCCUACAGCCUGGCCAGGACACACCAGGGCCGGUUCUGCGUGGAGCACUCCAACGCCGAGUUCGCCAGCGUGGCCGCCCUCCUGGCCCACUACUCCGGGCCGCCGGGGGGCUGCUUCUGCCGCCUGGCCCCCGGCCGCUGCAACCCCGGCUACGAGGACCGGGACCCCGGCGGCGGGGCCAGCGCCGGGGCGGGGGAGGCCGCCUGGGCCCCCGCCGCCCCCAUCGGGGUGCAGCACGAGCGAGGGUAGGCCCGGGACCCUCCCAGUGCACGGCUGUCCCCCCACACCCCCAGCUUUAACUCGCUGCCGCCUGCCUUACCCCCCAGCCCAGGCUGUCCGGCACCUCCUGCAAUAAAGGCUCUCGUGCAUCCGGAGCGCGGCUCUGCUGGCUGCUCACACUCACCCACGGCGUGACCCGCCGCACACCUGUGGGCUCACACACGUGUGCACACACUCUCCG
This is a messenger RNA of Prinia subflava (tawny-flanked prinia), 2739 nucleotides long. It is a transcript of the gene SH2D5, whose product is annotated as SH2 domain containing 5. The transcript has 10 exons. The record is from RefSeq and is a predicted model, not a curated record. Lineage: Eukaryota; Metazoa; Chordata; Aves; Passeriformes; Cisticolidae. Gene Ontology annotation, cellular component: postsynaptic density. The coding region runs from base 1181 to 2578 and encodes 465 amino acids.